Messenger RNA from Angiostrongylus costaricensis, 354 nucleotides. NCBI's taxonomy places the organism in Eukaryota, Metazoa, Nematoda, Chromadorea, Rhabditida, Metastrongylidae. The record is from the annotation of a GenBank genome assembly.
AUGACGACGAAACGACGGAACCAUGGAAGAAACAAGAAGAACCGGGGACGUUGUACAUUCAUUCGCUGCACGAAUUGUGGCCGUUGUUGUCCGAAGGACAAAGCCAUUAAGAAGUUCGUUGUGAGGAAUAUUGUAGAGGCCGCUGCUGUUCGUGACAUUGGAGAGGCUUCUGCAUACAUGCAGUAUGCUCUGCCGAAACUUUACCACAAAUUGCACUACUGCGUCGCCUGUGCUAUACACAGUAAGGUGGUCCGUAACAGAUCUCGAGAUGCUCGUAAGGACCGCAACCCUCCUCCACGCUUUGGUCAACGCAAUGCUCAAGCACGUCCUGGAGUUCCCGGUUCACGUCCGUGA